Ostertagia ostertagi is the source of this 1356-nucleotide messenger RNA. Lineage: Eukaryota; Metazoa; Nematoda; Chromadorea; Rhabditida; Trichostrongylidae. The record is from the annotation of a GenBank genome assembly.
AUGUCGCCCGGUGUCGGAGCGGGCGCCGCCGACGUUGCGCAAGGCAUUGGCGCGCGUGCCGGGGCCGAUGGCAUUGGUCAGCGCGUUGAUGCCGAGCGUGCGCGCGAUCGGACCGUGGACGCAGAGCGCGACCGCGGCGCUGCCGGUGGUCGUGGCGAUGCCGAGAAGAUUGAAGUCGGGCUCGAGCAGGGCCUGUGCCGCCGCCAGCACGACCGGCAACUCGGCCGGGACGCAGCCCGCGAUCACGCACUGAUAAGCGACGGACUCGGGCGUGAUGUCACCGAACAUCGGCGGCAUCAUGCCGAGAGAGUCGGCCCGGCCGGCGAUACCGGCGAUCAUGGCGUCGAGCCGCUUCUGCGUCGGCGGGACGAGAGGGAGGCCGUCCGAAAGUUCGGCCUCCGUCAGGAUCUGCUGCGCGCUUUCCCAGGUCGUCGAUUCUUCGACGACCGGCCAGCCGCUCCACUCGUUCACGAGCGGACGCUCAUCGCGCGAUGCGCGUGCACGACACGAGAAGAACACCUUCUCAUAGCUGCACUGCGCUGCACGCCAUGGCGCGGGCAGGGCGCGCGACUAGAGUGCCGCGCCAAUGGACGGUUCGAUCAAGGUACAGGAAACACCCGCCUCUUCCGAGGGCCGCAUGCCGCCUCGGUCGAUGCGCAACAUCGCCUUGCUGGCGAUCUGCCAGGCCCUGACGCAGAGCAGCAACACGCUGAUGUUCGCUUCCUCGGCGCUGGCGGUGCUGACCAUCGUUUCGCCCGACAUGCGCAUGUGGGCCAACCUGCCGGUCACCAUGCAGCACCUCGGCGUCAUGCUGUCGGUGUUCCCGGCGUCGCUGCUGAUGAUGCGCCGCGGCCGCAAGUUCGGUUUCCGAAGCGGUUCGCUGAUGGGCAUGGUCGGGUCGUCGCUGGCGGCGAUCGGUCUGGGCCUCGGCAGCUUUCCGGUGAUGUGCCUGGGCGGCCUGUUCCUGGGCUAUGGCAUCGCCAACAUGCAGCUCUACCGCUUUGCCGCGGUCGAGCUCGCGCCCGGCAACUUCCGCGCGCAGGCGAUUUCCUACGUCACGGCAGGCGGCGUGCUGGCGGGGAUCAUCGGUCCGACCUUGGCGCGGUUCACGCCGGAUCUCUGGUUGCCGCUCUUCCAGGCGAGCUUCGUCUCGGUCAUCUUCAUCCACGUCCUCGUCUUCAUCGUGCUGGGCUUCAUCGAAUUCCCGCAGGUGAAGUCGGAGGAGGCGGCCGGCCCGCAGCGGCCGCUGUUAGAGAUCGUGACCCAGCCGGCCUACAUGGUGGCCUGCGCCGGGGCGAUGAUCGCCUUCGGCGUGAUGUCCUUCGUGAUGGCGGCAUCGCCGCUGGCCAUCGUGCA